Saccostrea echinata is the source of this 1999-nucleotide messenger RNA. RefSeq lists its product as uncharacterized. The record is from RefSeq and is a predicted model, not a curated record. The transcript has 4 exons. The coding region runs from base 79 to 1782 and encodes 567 amino acids. NCBI's taxonomy places the organism in Eukaryota, Metazoa, Mollusca, Bivalvia, Ostreida, Ostreidae.
AAUUUGAAGGGUGUGUAUCCUAUCAUUCUAUCAAUCCGUUUAGAUGUUUUCAAAGUGCUGGUAUACAUCUGCUGUAAUAUGUCGUCACACAGUCAUCGAACAAAAGAGAGUCUCCAUCGUCAUCUCCUAAAUACUCUCAUCGACAGAUUCCUCGACGGAAGCAAAAAAGAUGGCCAUAAUUUCAUCGCAUGGAAGACUCACCUCAAGAGGUACUGUAACAUUGCCGCCCAGGAGGAGAAAGGACUUAAAUCAGACUUUAGUUAUCUAGAGAGGAGGGGUUUAUUGUCCGUGGGUCAAUACAGCAUUAUUAACAAGAUCUUCCAGAAGUUUGACCCCCGCGCCGUCAGUUUCAUUAACAAGGUCAAGAAGGAUAUGGCGGAUUUACCCUCAGAGCAGAAAAUGGAAGCAAAAUCUGCAACUCUAAAAAUCGAAGCAUUUAUUCUUCCGGUUGAGAAAACGGUCGAAAGUGCAUUAUGGGAGAUAAUUCACGACACAGUUUUCUACAUUGAAUCCUCUCCGGAUCCUGUCGUCUCGACCGAGGAAGCCCUUGAAAUUCUUGACAGUAAUUCCGCCGGAAGUAGAAAGAAACCAAAACUUAAAGACCUCAUCGACAAAACACUGAAGCUUCAAAAAGAGUUACUUGGUGAUAAAGAACACGUCAUAAGUUCCGGUGUCCUUAAAUCAAUUUUUCUUCUCUACCAAAAAUUGCGGAAAAUGAACCAUCUUAAGCGUUUAAAGAUUGGUCCAAAAGGGAAUUUCGUGAUGCUUGCAGAAUUUUCAACCGUCAUAGAUUUAAAGAGUUGUCUUGCAGAGAGCAGUUUAAAAGUUCUGAAUAGUGACGUCACAGACUUCUUUACCUCGGCCUAUGAAAACCUCGGGGUUGACAUGAAGUAUGGAAACGUCAUAGUGAAAGUGAAAGAGGCAGGGAUAAAGGAAGGCAGGAAAAAAUCCCCAGAAAUCGACAGGGGAUCCCCCGAGGAGAAGAAGACGGCAGACAGGAGAAUCGCUGUCGAUGAUUUACAUGAAAUCUGUCAUAUAACCUUUGUACUCCCUGAUCAGUUCUGGGUCAGUGAUUCCGACGGGUCAAUGAUUCUGGUGAACCAUGACGGAGAUAUUUUAGAUACGCUGAAAACAAAAGCUCACGCUUGCGGAAAACACGCUGUAACGAACAAAGGUGAUCUUCUUUACCUCGAUCACGGCUGUGUAAUGAAGUACGUGCCCGGACAUAAUGCCAAAACUCUUGUAUCGGAUAUCACCUGCGGUGGAUGGUGGGAGUGGUCCAUUUUCUGCAGUCAUCAAAAUGGCGAUAUCUUGGUUGGAAUGACAGACGAAGAUUUAGACCAUGGAAAAGUCGUUCGAUACAAUAAACUCGGGGAGUUGAUGCAGACGAUAGAAUUUAGCGCUUCUAUGAAACAUCUAUACAGCGUACCAAGGUACAUAACCGAAAAUGUCAAUCGUGACGUCUGCACGUCAGAUAACGCGGGAAUUGUGGUAGUUGAUAAGACGGGAAAACAUCGAUUUACCUACCAUCUCAGAAUACCUCCGCACGGACUUUGCACCAACUCUCAUGGACACAUUAUAGCUUGUAACUGGACGUCCGCUAUUUACAUUAUAAACCGUGAUGGGCACCUGUUGAGUUUAAUAGGAGUGAACACCAGAGAUGUUAUUUCUCUCUGCAUAGACGAAGAACAUAACCUCUAUCUGGGCUCUGAUUGUUCGAAUACUAUCAGUGUUUACAAGUUAUCCAAAGAGGAUACGGCACAUAAAUGUUCAAAUAUUUAGUACAAAUCUUUUAUUUAACGUAAACAUUGAUACCUUUGAUUAUCCAAUAGAUACCGAAAAUAUGUUUUAGAGUUAGGCGUCUUUGAUAUGUAAAUCAUCUUUAGUCGCAUUGGAAUAAAAGUAAAUAAGUAUUUGUCUUUUGUUUCUGAGAAAAAAAUAUAUAUAUAUAUUUGUUAUCUGAAACACGUUUCACUUACACGUCAAAUUACUUUUGUUG